AUGAAUACUGCUUUGGACAGAUACGUAAACGCGAGCACAACGCGUAACAUUGACGGGAAUGUACACUCCUUGAUCGCUACUUACGACGAAGAAGAUGAUAUGGAAUCGUUCAAGUCCAAAUUCCAGCGCCAUAAAAAGCCAAUUUACAUGUUGCUGAUCUUCCUAGUUGUGGUGAUUGUCGGUGUCUGUAUUGGUGUGAGCUUAAGCUCAAGCUCAAGCUCUACCGCCAGUACGGAAUCAGCACUGAAGGACACGCCAGCGUCGUCUUUGGAGAACCCAGCGACCACUGCAGCGAAUAGUCCAUCGACCACUGCAGCAGAUAGUACAUCGACCAUUGCAGCGAAUACUCCAUCGACCAUGUUAACGAAUUGUUCAACUCCGGUCCUGAAGAAUGUUUUAGCACCCGUCUCGAAGGAUGCUUUAGCAUCCGUUUCGACAAAUGGAUUAGCACCUGUCUCGAAGAACGCUUCAGCGUACACGUUGGAGGACACAACGCAAACGAGUAUGUUGGACUCAGACGCUGAUGCUGUUGAGUCUACCAAAGAUUCAGCCCAGGAAGUCAAUAGUGCUGGAGAGGACUUGAGUGUUGGUGAUCAAAACUUGUUGCAUCACUUGACAAACGAUUCGUCUCCGAACACGGUCAAUCAAGCUUCUCCGCAGAGUGUUUCAGGUCCAACUCUCGCCUAUAUUCUCGUGAGCUUUGACUGGACUGAUGCGUCCAAGUGGGAGUACACCAGCGGAGCAAAUGUGUCGUCGGAUACGGUCACGAAAAACGGUAUCACUUUGACCCCUAAGAAUAGCGGGGAGCCUAUCCGUACUAUCGAGGGGUGGAGUGGUGAAAAAGUCGUGUACAUUGAGUGGGAACGCACGAGCACAAGUGACACCAACAUCUGGAUGCUGAAUACCAAGCUACAGUCCCAGUUCGGCAAGGGCAAUGGCUGGCCGUACUGGGGUGAGCUCGACCUGUUUGAGAUGUUCACACAGGACGCCAUUUCUAUCCCCGCGUACGACUACAGCGGUUUUGGUGGUUUCUCGGACGUGUCGAGCUACGGCCAAUUGACGAUGCACAUGGGUCCUGCUGUUGAAAACGGCAGCCCUUGCUUUUGCCCUUCCAGUCCUUCCAAGAACCUGUGGUACGACAAUGCGCAGCCCAUGACAUCUAGCUGUACGGCUCAAUUUUCAAACGACGAAUCCAACUCGAUUGCGGCGGUAUGGGGCUCUGAUAGUAAGGGACAGUACAUUCAACUCAUCCAGAAGCCGAUCCUCACCAAGGGUGGCAAACUUAACGGAGUGGACACGUACGAUGUCGCCAUUGGCAGCGGCGGCGUGACGUCCAAGAUUUACAACAAUGCUGAGCUCUUCUGGGGCGUGGACGCCACGGAACCGUGCGCCCAGGCUGGUGGCCACGACGCCGCGUCGGGCUUUCCCUUCUUUGAGAAUUUCCGCCUCGUUCUCGAAGAGCAAACAAAGAACGACCCGAGCGCCUCCUUCACCGUCAAGAACAUUCAGAUCUUUACCAAGAACUAG
Messenger RNA from Peronospora belbahrii, 1527 nucleotides. The record is from the annotation of a GenBank genome assembly. Lineage: Eukaryota; Oomycota; Peronosporomycetes; Peronosporales; Peronosporaceae.